AUGGCGACACAAACAGUAGCCAAGAGCAAGGAUGUCAACCGCAAUGGACCGAUUCGCUAUCCGCUCUGGUUUGGCGGCAGCGCGAGCUGUAUGGCGGCCGCUGUGACGCAUCCACUGGACCUACUCAAGGUUCGGUUGCAGACCCUGCCCGAAGGACAGGCCAAACAGGGCAUGGUCGUUGUGACCAAGACAAUCCUAAAGACCGAAGGAGUUCCUGRCCUGUACCGCGGCCUCUCAGCUUCACUGCUGCGCCAAAUCACCUACAGCACGACUCGAUUCGGCCUGUACGAAAAGUUCAAAGAUGCCGUCAGUGAUGGUAGCAAUCAGCCAUCGCUCCCAACCCUCGUAGCGAUUGCUUCGGCUUCUGGAUGGCUAGGUGGCAUGGCUGGAACGCCAGGAGACAUUCUCAAUGUUCGCAUGCAAAACGACGCRGCGCUUCCGGCAGAACAGCGACGGAACUACAAGAACGCGAUUGACGGCCUCAUUCGCAUGGUGAGGGAAGAGGGGAUUGGGAGCAUCUUUCGCGGAAUCUGGCCAAACAGCACCCGCGCAGUGCUCAUGACAGCUUCACAGCUUGCAACAUACGACGUGUUCAAAAAGGAGAUAUUACAACGGACGAGCUUGGGCGACAGCUUGACCACCCACUUCAGCGCAUCGCUGAUGGCCGGAUUCGUGGCCACGACGGUGUGCAGUCCGGUGGACGUGAUCAAGACGCGGAUCAUGAGCGCAAAGACGAAAGAGAGUGCUUUUGUCGUGAUCAAGCGUGUUACCGCCGCCGAGGGUCUGAAGUGGGUCUUCAAAGGAUGGGUACCGAGCUUCAUUCGUUUGGGACCACAGACGAUUGCUACCUUCAUGUUCUUGGAGCAGCACAAGAAGAUUUACCGGAAGCUCACCGGCCGAGAGGGCUGA
Molecule: messenger RNA, 909 nt
Organism: Ramularia collo-cygni
Lineage: Eukaryota; Fungi; Ascomycota; Dothideomycetes; Mycosphaerellales; Mycosphaerellaceae
Product: probable dicarboxylate carrier protein
Exons: 4
Coding region: 1-909 (302 amino acids)
Biological process (GO): oxaloacetate transport; succinate transmembrane transport; thiosulfate transport
Molecular function (GO): sulfate transmembrane transporter activity; antiporter activity; thiosulfate transmembrane transporter activity
Source: RefSeq, a predicted model, not a curated record